GCGGAUUGGAACGCGGCCCCCAGCAGGUUGCAUGCAUGUACUGCACUGGAUGGAUGGAUGGAGGGUGCAGUUAAAUCUGUCCUCACGCCUCUUACAGGAUCGACACGAAUUAUUCAGUUCGUUAAAAUAUCCCGAGCAACCCGUUGAUCCAGUUUGUAAAAUAAUCCGGAUAAGUGAAGCUUCAGUCAUGUAAAACCGAAAGCAAAGAGACCCACAACAGCACCCUGGAUAGCAGUGAUCUCGUACGCAGCCGUUCAGGAAAUGAGCCAGAUCGACUUCGCCGUCACGGCCGACGCAAGCCGCAUGCAGUACGAGCUUGACUACACCGAGGGCAUCAGCCAGCAGAUGAGGAUCCCCGACAGGCUGAAAGUCGGACCGGGCUCGCCUCCACAGUUCCCCGAGGAAUCCCACAGCGCCAUGAUGCAGGUUCCGGAGAGGAUCGUAGUGGCAGGGGAUGAAGCCGAUCUCCACUUCAGCAGGCCACGAGAGUUGGAUCUGAUCCAAUCCAUCCCAGUGGAGAGCGUGGAGCUGAAGGCUCCUCCGCACGUCCUCACGCUGCAAGACCAGCCUCUGGACUUCUUGGAGCCGGAGCAGCAUCCGGAACCCUCUCAGCUGAAAGGAGAGAUUCGCUCCCACACAAGAUCCCGGCGAGAACAUCGGUCCGGCGAGUCUUCCGGAGCGCGUCACAACGGCCAGAUUGUCAAAUACGAUGCCGUGAGCCCGUCGCCCAGCGCUCCGGUCCGUGUUUGUCCCCCUCUCGUGUCCCCCGAGGACUGGCCAAGCGUGGGAACGGUGGGCGGAGUCCUCUCCUACAUCCAGCUCACCACGCGCCGGGCCUACGAGCACGUCCUGGCCAUGGUGGACGACUCGCACCGCAGGACUGCACUUGUGACUCUGGAUGCCAGUUUGGAAGGUGCUCCUGAGGACCUGAAGUUAGCCGACGCCCCAGCACUAAGACGGCAGAUUGUGAAGCUGAACCGUAGACUCCAGGUGCUGGAGCAUGAGAAUAAAGAGCGAGCGAGGCGGGAGAUGGUGGUGUACUCCCUCACCGUCGCUUUCUGGCUGGUGAACGCGUGGAUGUGGGUACGCCGCUGAGCGCUGGAGCCAUCGCCUCAUCAUCUCAGGCUGCAUUCACUCAGACUCUCAGAUCUCCGAUUUUGUACAUAUCUACAUCCGUUAUCGCUCAGAUAUUCUUCCUAAAGUCUAAACUCGGGCCUGAUGCCAAAAUUAGCUAUAAAAAAAAAUGUAACUAUUAUUUCAGAUAAUAUAGUUUGAGUCAAAAAUAAUAAUAAAAUCAGAGGGUGCCAAUAGUUUCAAGUAAAAAGAACUAUACUGAUAUGACCGUCAGUUUCUCAAACUUGUAUAUAAACUGUGUUCAUGUACAAUUAAAAAAAACUCUGUUCCUGUAGGCGAUGACGUGUUCAAUGUUCAUGGCUACGACAUUAAGUAAGCAGUAAAUCGCUUCAGGACGUGUUUGUUUUUCUGUAACAAUCAGCGUGUUUUAUUCCUCUUGUACCGCAGCAAUUUAACAAUGAUUACAUUUACUCAUUCAUUCAAUAAAUAACGACACUCGUUUCUAUCCAUUUAUAGUUACGUUUAAUGUUGUGGAAAGUCCGUGAAGCAAGUUGCUUCCCGUUCGCACUUACAUUACAGCAGCUGUAAACAGUCGCCCCCUCAGAAAGCUGGAAGUGUUUGAACUCUUUCAGCUUUAAGUCUGACUGUUACAAAGCACUGACACUGGAGACUCCUUCCGUAAAUGUUAAACGAACGUCUCCUUACGGAAAAGUUCACUGUAUGGACGAUUACAUGUGGGGUUUUUUUUGUUUUUUGUUUUUAAUGCGUUUAUGCCGAGCGUCUGCCGUACAAGUGCUGAAAAAAGAGAAAGAAAGACUUUUGUGCUGAAGGAAAUGAAUUCAUUAGCUGAAAAAAAGGAAAGAAUUUAGUGCUGAAAGAAAGAAUUGAGUGAUGAAAGAAAGAAAAAUUGAGUACUAAAGGAAAGAAAGAGAAAAAGAAUUUAGUGCUGGAAGAUAGCAAGAAUUGUGAGCAAAGGGAAUGAAGGAAGCGGUUGAAUGCUGAAAGACAGUAAGAAUUGAGUGCUGAAGGAAGAAAGGAAAGAAAGAAAUCCGUGUUGCAAGAAUGAACGAAUGCUGAAAGAAAGAAAUGGAAACUUGAGUGCUCAGGGAAGAAAGAAAGAAUUCAGUGCUGAGGAAAGACAAAGAAAGAAUUUAAGUGUGGAAUGAAUGAAUGAAGCACUGAGAGAUAGCGAGAACUGAGCGCUAAAGGAAAGUGAAGAAAGAGUUUAUUCAAAACGAGUAAUGAAACAGGAGUGUGUAAAUGUUUGUAUCAUAGAACAGACUUUGUUGUAUAAACGUGUUAAGAGGAACGUGUGCUGGAUGAAGCACACGACUAUUUUGUGAAUAAUUGUAAUCUGAUGUUUUAUUUAAAUGUUUAAAUGAUGUUUUAUCUGAUGUUCAUUUAAAUAAACAUUUGUGGAUCAUAAACUCCUCUGUCGCAAAGGCUUUCCUGGGUCGCAGCUUUACCUGUUGAAAAAAAAACCAAUAGAAACCCUAUUAGAAUUUGUAAUGGUUUUAAUGGAAACUGUAAUGGUCCCUGUGGGUCUCUCCUGGCAAUUUGUUACCUUCUAUUGGUGGCGUGUUAUGUCUAGUGGAUACCAUAAAGGGCCAGUAAUGGUAACAGAUUUAAUGGUUUGUAAUGGUAUUUGUAGUGGAAACCAUUAGAAUUUCUGUGAUGGUUUCUAUCAUCGCCUCACACCUCCAGGGUUGGGGGUUCGAUUCCCAUCACAGCCGUGUGUGUGUGUGUGUGCACGGCGCUUGCAUGUACCCCCAGUCCAAAGACAAUUUUUGUUUGUUUGUUUGUUUGUUUUUCCAUCCGGGUUACCUUCCAUAAACGUUAAAUAAACUCAUUACCGAAAACUCCA
Ictalurus punctatus (channel catfish) is the source of this 2938-nucleotide messenger RNA. RefSeq names its product mitochondrial fission factor b (gene mffb). Lineage: Eukaryota; Metazoa; Chordata; Actinopteri; Siluriformes; Ictaluridae. The transcript is spliced from 7 exons. The record is from RefSeq and is a predicted model, not a curated record. Gene Ontology annotation, cellular component: mitochondrial outer membrane; peroxisome. Gene Ontology annotation, biological process: positive regulation of mitochondrial fission. The coding region runs from base 262 to 1095 and encodes 277 amino acids.